UUUGCUUUGUAUUCCGUGGGAAAGUGUGUCUCUCGGUCGCGCCCAUCGGCGCAGGUGUGUCCGCUCUCCCACACUCCAAACACGGAAGUUCCAGGAGAGUUUGUUCGCGGUGCCACUGUUCUCCAGUUUGUCUCUGAGAUUCGAGUGGACCUGAGGUAACUUCGAGACGGAAACAGGGUCUACAUCCACAACUUUGUGACGCGGACUGGUGCGGCAGCGAGAGGCCAAUGUCGUCCGCCGCCCGGGUGCCUCCAGGCGGCCUCGCCGACAACAUGUCCGUGCACGGCAGCACCGAGGCGCUCAGCUCGUCUGCUGUCAACCGCAUGCUCCUGGACGUGCUGCUGUACCUGGGCAGGGCUGUGGUGCUGUGUUACCCGGUCUACCUGACGGGAUACCUGGGCCUCAGUGUCAGCUGGGUGCUGCUGUGCAUGGUCAUGAUCACCUGGUGGAAGAAGAACCGCCAGUGGAAAGACGUCCGAAUCGGCAGCGCCAUAAAGUUCGUGGACGAUGAAAGAAUCGUCAUUGACAAGGAGCUCCAGGGUGGACUGCAGAUGGCGUCGUGGAUCCACUUCCCUGAUGAAGAGAAGGUCGACUGGGUCAACAAGGUGUUGGAACAGGCAUGGCCUUUCUUCGGCAUGUUUAUGGAGAAGCUCCUCAGAAACAACAUCCAGCCGGCUGUCAGGCAGUCCAGUGGUGCGCUCAAAACUUUCUCCUUCACCAAGAUCCACUUUGGACACAAACCUCUGAAGAUCACCGGGAUCAAAGCCUACACCCAUGAAGUGGACCACCGGGAAGUGAUUCUGGACAUGAACGUCUGUUAUGAAAGUGAUGUUGACAUAGAUGGAGAAGUGAAGCCUGCUCUUACAGCUGGCGUCAAAGGUUUGACAAUGAAGGGGAUGCUCAGGGUUAUUCUGGAGCCACUGAUUGGUCAAGCACCGCUGGUGGGCGGGGUCACCUUUUUCUUUAUCCGCAGACCAACACUUGAGAUCAACUGGACAGGCAUGACGAAUCUGUUGGACAGCCCCGCCUUCAGCUCACUGUCUGAGGGGACCAUCAUGGACAUCAUCGCCUCUCUCAUGGUGCUGCCCAAUCGCAUGUGCUUUCCCCUCAUCGACCAAGUCAAAGUGGAUCAUAUGAGGUUCCCGCUGCCACGUGGGGUUGUUAGGGUCCACCUGCUGGCGGCGCGGAACCUAGUGGCCAAGGACACCUACAUGAUAGGUCUGAUCAAAGGCAAGUCUGACCCCUACGCGACUGUGCGCGUCGGCAACCGCCACUUCCAGAGCAAGACCGUGAAGGAGAGCCUGGACCCGACGUGGAAUGAAGUGUAUGAGUUUGUUGUUCACGAGGCACCGGGCCAGCAGCUGGAGGUGGAGCUCUUCGAUGAGGACACAGACAAGGAUGACUUCAUUGGAAGGUAUUUCCUCGACUUAGGAGAGGUGAAGAGGGAGAAGGAAUUGGAUAAGUGGUACACUCUUGAAGGAAUACAGCAUGGUGAGGUCCAUUUGAAGCUGCAGUGGUUUGGACUUCAGGAUGACGCCAGCCUGCUCAAGGAGAUUCCUGAUGGCUUCGCCAGUGCUAUGCUUGCCGUGUACCUGGACAGUGCUUCAAACAUCCCUAAAGACAACAGCGAGUUGACCCACAAUCAGAAGCCGGGGAAGAUCUCGAGGGAAGCCCAGCUCACAAGAAAGGCCUCCAGCCCCAGCUCCUUUGUGGAACUCUCUUUAGGUGAUGAUGUUCAGAAAAGCAAGGUGGCAUUUUCCUCCAAAGACCCUGUUUGGGAGGAAGGCUUCACAUUCUUUGUGCAUGACAUCAGCUCGGAGCAGCUAGUGAUUCAGGUCAAAGAACAUGAAAAGAAGACCGCCCUUGGUAUUCUCAGCUUGCCUCUCACUCGCUUGCUCAACACCUCCAACAUGAUGCUCGACCAGCGUUUUCUCCUGGAGCGUUCCGGGGCCAACAGCCAGAUCAAGCUGAAAGCAACUCUGAGGGUUUUAACGUUGGAAAAGCCACCACCAAAGGUCAUCAUUGAUCCUCCUCGUGACCCUCCGGCCCUGGCCGACCAAGGCCAAGACAUUGCAGCGUCCACUCUCUCCCUUCCGACACAGUCCUCCCUUGAACUUUCUUCCACUCAUCAUCCAGCUGCCCAAGCCUCUCCCACCGCAGUUCCCGAGCAAAACGGCGCCCAUUCCACAAAUGGACUUGCUCCCUCGCGGCCUUACGACACUUGGCAUCCUCCAGCCUCCAAAGCAAUGCGCCGCUACGACUCUCACAGCCUCCUGUCAGAGAACUCCAUUGCCUCUUCCAGGUUCGACCUUUCAGAUGGAGCCUCCUAUCCAGAACCCCUCAGAAAAUAUCAAGGCUCUCUUGGUGAGAUCAGUCUGACUAUACGCUACGCCACCUUGAGGAAGAAGCUGAUCAUCCUGGUCAACGCCUGCAGGAACUUGUUUCCUUCUAAUGAAAAUGGCACUGACUCCUAUGUGCGCAUCUAUCUGCUGCCUGAUCAAUCCUGGAGACACCGCAAGAGGACACAAGUGGUGAGGAGGACAGUCAACCCCGUCUACAAUGACAAGAUUGAGUUUGAGGUGCCACUCGAGGAGGCUCAGACAAGGAUGCUGGAUGUGUCUGUGAAGAACAAUAGAAUGUUUAACCUUCGGCUACGAAAGGACAUCGGCAUGACACAGAUCGACCUGGCACAGAUGGACGUGGUUAAAGGCGUCUCAGACUGGUUUGAGUUGACGUUACCUGGGUUGAAGAAAAGCAACUAGAAGAGCUGUUUGCACUGAUCACCGUGGGCCUGACAGAUAUUUAGAAAUAUGCUUGUUACACUUGCACCCUGAACAAUAAUAGUCUUCUGCCAGUGAUCUUUGUCUCGCUGUUACUGGAAAGGAAUUACUGAUAAAUAAAUAAAUACAUAUGUUUUACUGCACCUUACACAUUGUUGUGGUACUAUGUGAGCAUGUUAAUUCCUUUUACAUUUUUUUUAAUUUAAUGUUACAGUUAAAAAAAGUCAUUGUUCUAUGGGUUUGUAUAAUAUAAAUCACAUUUUUUUAUUUUUGCUUUGGUUUCUAUGGUGGGGAGAGUCACUUGGUCUUUGGCAAAUAUGUUGGAUUGUAAAUAUUUGUAUUUAUAUUUUAAUUUAAUAAAGGGGAAUAACACAA
Messenger RNA from Synchiropus splendidus (mandarinfish), 3155 nucleotides. RefSeq names its product extended synaptotagmin-like protein 3 (gene esyt3). Gene Ontology annotation, biological process: lipid transport. Bases 228 to 2762 code for a protein of 844 amino acids. Gene Ontology annotation, molecular function: lipid binding. Lineage: Eukaryota; Metazoa; Chordata; Actinopteri; Syngnathiformes; Callionymidae. The transcript has 23 exons. The record is from RefSeq and is a predicted model, not a curated record.